This is a messenger RNA of Arvicola amphibius (Eurasian water vole), 5739 nucleotides long. RefSeq names its product cysteinyl leukotriene receptor 1 (gene Cysltr1). Bases 116 to 1138 code for a protein of 340 amino acids. The record is from RefSeq and is a predicted model, not a curated record. Gene Ontology annotation, biological process: G protein-coupled receptor signaling pathway. The transcript has 2 exons. Gene Ontology annotation, molecular function: leukotriene receptor activity. Gene Ontology annotation, cellular component: plasma membrane. Lineage: Eukaryota; Metazoa; Chordata; Mammalia; Rodentia; Cricetidae.
CAGUUUGAGCGUACUCUGACGUUACAACGUAAGAACAGGGGCUGCAAUAAGAAGGAAACUUUGUGGAGGUACUACGGUGCCAGAAAGAGGCACCAAGCAGACAUUCCUGGAGAACAUGGAUGAAGCUGAAAAUCUGACAAUAUCUUCUGCCAGUAAUAACACAUGCCAUGACACUAUCGACGAGUUCCGCAAUCAAGUGUACUCCACAAUGUACUCUAUGAUCUCUGUUGUGGGUUUCUUUGGCAACAGCUUCGUACUCUAUGUCCUCCUAAAAACGUAUCAUGAGAAAUCAGCCUUCCAAGUAUACAUGAUUAAUCUAGCCAUAGCAGAUCUACUGUGUGUGUGUACAUUGCCUCUCCGUGUGGUCUAUUAUGUGCACAAAGGCAAGUGGUUCUUUGGUGACUUUUUGUGCCGCCUCACCACAUAUGCCUUGUAUGUUAACCUCUAUUGUAGCAUCUUCUUUAUGACAGCCAUGAGCUUUUUCCGGUGUGUUGCUAUUGUUUUUCCUGUCCAGAACAUUCAUUUGGUUACACAGAAAAAAGCCAGGUUUGUGUCUAUUGGAAUUUGGAUUUUUGUGAUCUUGACUAGUUCUCCAUUUUUAAUGUCCAAAUCUUACCAAGAUGAGAAAAACAAUACUAAAUGCUUUGAGCCCCCACAGGACAAGCAAACUAAAAAAUAUGUUUUGGUCUUGCACUAUGUGUCCUUAUUCGUUGGCUUCAUCAUCCCUUUUGCCAUCAUCGUUGUCUGUUACACAAUGAUCAUUCUGACAUUGCUAAAAAAUUCAAUGAAGAAAAAUCUUCCAAGUCGUAGAAAGGCUAUAGGAAUGAUCGUAGUUGUGACAGCUGCCUUUUUAAUUAGCUUCAUGCCAUAUCAUAUUCAACGAACUAUCCACCUUUACUUUUUACACAGUGAAACUAGACCCUGUGAUUCUGUCUUGAGGAUGCAGAAGUCAGUGGUCAUAACCUUAUCUCUAGCUGCAUCCAAUUGUUGCUUUGACCCUCUGCUAUAUUUCUUCUCAGGUGGAAACUUUAGGAGAAGACUAUCUACAUUUAGAAAGCAUUCUUUUUCCAGUAUGACUUACAUACCCAAGAAGAAAGCUUCCUUGCCAGAGAAAGGAGAAGAAAUAUGUAAAGAAUAAUUCAAACCUAUCUCCAGUGCAGAACAAUGAAAAGAAUUUCCCUAACAAGUAUUUUCUUAAAUUGCAAUUAAAAAAUAAAGUUUCCAAUUAAUAAUUUACAAAUUAUUAAAUGUAUCUCAUUUAUAAAUCCUAUCAUUUGAUAUUUUAAGAGUUCAAAAUUCAGUUUAUCACUGUGACCUAAGCCAUAGAUUUUUUUUUACUAUUCCCCAGAAGGUAGAAAAUAUUUGAGUUUCUGACCUAUAAAACUGAAUAUGAAAUCAAGAUAUUUUCUUUUUAAAUAAAGGGCUAAUAAAGGAUAUGAAAUAGAAUUUGAACCCAGCUUAUAAAUAUAGCUUUAAAAUUAGCAAAGAGUCAUCAGUCAUCCUAACUUGUUCUUUUGCAUGCAUGCCAUCAGAUGAGACCUGGAGAUGACCCAGAAGCUACAGAAAUGUAAGAUCAGCCUAUUUCUUUGUAGUACUGACUAGCGAGGCAAAGCAGGGCCCUAUAUUCCAGAAGAGAAUGUUCAAGUACUAGAACAGACCAGGAUUCAGCCAAAUAACUCUACAGGCUGCGUGCAGUUUACAAUCUGGAAACCAAGGAAGAUAAAUAUGAUAAAAAGCCAGCUUGUCUCCAAUUCUCUUCUGUCCUUGCUUGACUCAAGCCUCCAAAAGAGAAUGGGGUUUUUCUUGCUUAUUGAGGUUCCUAUUAUGAAUUCAAUCCUAACUCAAAAUAUUGGAUUAAUGAAUAAAACAACUGACAUUGCUAUAUAUGAACAGAAACAAUUAAAGUUUCUCUGAAGAAAAGGAAAGAGAUCUACCUUUCUACAGGAGUUUUGUUCUGAUCAAAAUUUACUAUAUAAGAUAGAAGAAAAUUUGAAUAGAUAUCAUUCUCUCAAGAAGGGCACUUAUGUAUAUGUAUUAAAUAUAUGUAAUCUAUCUUGUUCUAUGUUAUGCAUUUAUAGUUAGUUAAUUAUGAGAUUUAUUGUUGUUUAUACUAUCUGCUUUUUUAUUAGCAUGUUGAAAGCAAUAUCAUUUAUUUGCAGUGAUUUUUAUAUUAUAGUGGAAGCUUUGUUCUUAAAACACACCAUUGGAAACAGCUUGGUUGUGACUAAAAUAUGAUAUUUAUUGGCAAAGUUUUGCUGAGGUUCAUUCUGUUCUUAACUCUGAGUUUCAAAAGUCACAAUAACUCAGAAGAAAUAAAUGAUAAUAGAGACAGAAAAAAGGAAAACCGUGAAUGGAGUUCUGUUUUCAUCUGCCACAUGGGAGCCAUUUCUGUUUCACUUCUACUGCUUCACUCUUUUGGGAAAUAACAAAAGGACAUAAUGAAGAAAGACUCCUAGGAAACAGAAAUAACUGGAACUCUGUUGAAUAUAUCCGAAACCUGGUAGUACCUAUUACUUUUGCUCUAUAUUAUUUCCUUUUGCUUGAGACACAUAUCAAAUACAUUUAUCAUAAGAAAAAAGGUCUCAUUUUCUAUAUUUCUGUUUUGGGACAAUCAGCAUAGUGUGUUAGAAGGGCACAAUACUGGCAGAUAGAACACCUGCAUGCUAACCUGGCCUCUAUUAAUAAUUAUGUAAAUGCAGAAUCUCAAUUCCUCAACUGUAGGAUGAGAAUGAUACUUGCCUUUCUUGUGAGAAUUUUCAGGAUUGAAAUACAAUUAGACAUGGUAAAAUUUUAACCUAAAAUAUAUAGUAAGGUAUCAUUUUAAAAUAUUUAGAAGGGAGCUUUUAAAUAUGCUUAUUCAUAUUUAUUGUAUUAGUUCUCAAUUUUGAAAGAAUUAGAGAAUAUAACCACAGUUAAAUUCUAUUGCAUAUAAAUAAUUGUGUUGCUUAUCUAUUCUUACAUCCAAGCUUUUGUCUAUGUUAGCAUUUUCACUCACAUACAUAUCCAUGCAUACAGGACAGAUAUACCACAGAACCUUCAGUCCCCUGCAAACUCACAAUGAAUGUAUUGUUCUUUCAUGAAUUACAUCUUUUUAACCUACAUCAUGCAACUCACUUCUUAUUACUUUUCACAGUUUUCUCCAUGUGUGUUAGUAUUUUAUCCCAAAGUGAAGUACUCCAUGUAGAAUUAUCAAUUCUGAGGUUACAAAUUACAUCAUUACAUGGAGGUAUCUAACAUUUAAUGACCUAUCCAUAUUAUACUCUGAUUUUAGGGGGUUUUUAUUUUGUUUUGCUUUUUUGUUGGGAAGGUUGUUUGUUUGUUUGUUAGCCAAACAGGACCAUAAAUUUAUUGGGGAAUGCACACUCACACACUCACAACAUCACAUGACAAUGGCACAGUUACUCAGGACAUCAAGGUGGCCUCUUCCAUCAAAGAAGGACCCAAUAGGUUACAGGCUCCUUUCAUGCAACCUAGACCCUGCUGGGUCUUUCCUCUGGGGCAAUGGAGGAAGGAAGGGUGUUGCUGGGGUGACCCUCAAACCUGGUGGGGGUGAGUAAGCAGGUUAGUACAGCAGACCUGGCUGAGUGGAGGCCACCUCACUCCAGGGACUGCAGCUUCAGUAACUGCUUCAAUGCUCAUCUCUCAGAUUUCACCUGCCAGGAGCAUCUCAUCUACCAUUGUGUAAACCUUGUAGAAGUUGAAAACCAGGUCAAGUUCACAGAAAUUGUGGAAAUAUUCAUUUAGCACUUCCACAAAGUUGUAGAUGGUUUCAAGAUAGACCAGAAUUUUGUCCUUGAUGACCACACAGAUAUAGAAGUAGAGUCUAGUGUAGUGUAGGUAAAUGAUCUUGAAGUUCCAGAACUCCACAAAGUUAGUGUGCUUGGCAUCCCUAACAGUGACCAAGGCAUGUAUCUCUUCAAUCAAAUUCUGUUUCUCAUCAUCAUCAAACAACAUGUACCACUUGGCCAAACGCAUCUUGCCACUUGGUUCUAGAUGAGAAUGAAGUGAAUGACGGUGACUCCUGUCACUGUAUUCUGUUUUAAAUGCUUCACCUGUAUAAAUAUAUUAAUACAUAUGCCCUUUAGAGUAAGUAUUUUUACCAUCCUCAUUGUGCCAGCAAGUUUCAGAACCAAGGUUCAACACAAUGCAUUUUUUUUGGAAGAAUCUGUUUUUAAUUUGCUAAAUAUCUGUGCAACCAUUUUCAGGUACAAAGUUUCAGGUAUACAUUACAAAUAGGUAUAUAUGACAAAUAGGUGUACAUAACAAAUCUCUAGAAGAGAUUUACUAUACAAAAUUAUGCCUUGCAUUAGCAAUAUCUCUGUGCCUUUAAUUUUUGUAAUAGGACAGAUAUGUUAUGCCCUUACAAAAAACAUAUGAGAAAUAAGUGAUAGACAAAAAGGGAGAAAGAUGAUGAUGAUGAUAAUGAUGGAUAGAUGAUGCAUUAAAGUAUAGCAUUUAAAUAUACAAAUUAGAUGAACACAUGCCUGUGAUUUCGUCAGAAGAAUGUUAUGAGAAUAUUAUAUAAUAAAUUAGAAUAUUUAAAUUAGAAGGAGUUUCAUAUUUGCAAACCUUAAUGGCAAAAUAAUAAUAGCCUAUAGCAUUAAUAUUCCACAGUCUUCACAGACAUCCCUUUUGUCACCAGCAGCCCUGUUAAAUCUCAUAAACUAGCAAGAUUAGCUCUCAUUAUACAUUGAACUUUUUAUUUCAUUCAUCAAGUAUCACUUCUGUAUCCUCAAAAACAUUUCUGAUCUUAAGCAAAUGUUCUCUAUUUUAGUUUUCAGAAUAAACAUAUUUGGUUUUGUGUGUUCCUCUUAGACUGUAAGCUGGUUUUUCUUGGCUAUAAAUUUUCCUGGGUUUGCAGAAGAGUAAAAUGAUUAUGCAAUGAUAAUUUUAAUUGGCCUUUAAGGGUAAUAAAUGUAUCUUUCAAUAACUUUCUCUUACUAAAACAUCAGUGACCCCAAAUGUAGAAAAACUAAACACUUGAAAGGUCAGAUUAGUAUCACAAUAAUAUAAACUUAAGGGAUACAUUCUAGUAAAUGUCAUCACACUAGCCAGUAGGAAAAUAUUCUAUUCUGCUUCAUAUGUAUAACCUGGGUUUGAUUGGCUUUGCCUGAUACAAGGAUAGAAAGGCGUUCUUUGACACAUCCCAAAGCUCUCUGUUACUCUAGAAAAAAAUGAAAGACAAAUAAUUUCUCGAUCUUUCAGCGAAGAUCAAGUAUAAAAACAAAAGAUGAUUCCUAACUGCUCCUUUAUUUGCUCAUUGUUUAACUUUUCUCUGCAUUAUGUAGUUCCCCUUUAUAUAAUUUCAUUAUAUAGUGCCCCUUUAUAUAAUUCCUUCCAUCAUCCCUGCUAACACAUAAAAAUACAUUUCUAUCAUAAUUUAAAAAGAUAUUACCUAAAUUUUUUAUCAAACUGAUUUGUUUAAUAUACCUUCUCAAGCUAUAUUUAAUGGAGAAGUGGUUGCAGGCUUCCACAUAUAACAAAGAAUCUAUCUGCAAGUGAAACGCACAGGCAAAGGAAAAAUCAGUUUUUCCAACGGGGUCUCACUUCAUAUAUUACCAACUAAUUAACAUGUCUAGGAGUAGUUGAUCAACUUAAACUUGAUGACAUUUCUGUAGACUUCUUGUCUCAUUUUGCUUUGUUAGAGUAUCUUUUGUCAAAAUGGUCUUUUGCUUAUUAUGAUUUCUGUCUUUUUGUUCUGUUUUGUGUGUGUGUGUGUUGAAUUUUUGGUUUUGUUUG